Dipodomys ordii (Ord's kangaroo rat) is the source of this 3372-nucleotide messenger RNA. It is a transcript of the gene Myo3b, whose product is annotated as myosin IIIB. Gene Ontology annotation, molecular function: protein binding; protein kinase activity; ATP binding. NCBI's taxonomy places the organism in Eukaryota, Metazoa, Chordata, Mammalia, Rodentia, Heteromyidae. The record is from RefSeq and is a predicted model, not a curated record. The transcript has 27 exons. The coding region runs from base 31 to 3372 and encodes 1113 amino acids. Gene Ontology annotation, biological process: protein phosphorylation. Gene Ontology annotation, cellular component: myosin complex.
CAUCUCUAUGGAUUAUUCCACUACAAUACCAUGAUGCUUGGACUUGAAUCACUUCCGGACCCCAUGGAUACCUGGGAGAUUAUAGAGACCAUUGGCAAAGGCACAUAUGGCAAGGUCUACAAGGUGACGAACAAGAAUGAUGGGAGCCUGGCUGCAGUGAAAAUUCUGGAUCCCAUCAGCGAUAUGGAUGAAGAAAUUGAGGCUGAAUACAACAUUUUGCAGAUUCUUCCUAACCAUCCCAAUGUUGUGAAGUUUUAUGGGAUGUUUUACAAAGCAGAUCGCUGUGUAGGUGGACAGCUGUGGCUCGUCCUGGAGCUGUGCAACGGAGGCUCAGUCACCGAGCUUGUCAAAGGUCUCCUCAGAUGCAGCCAGAGGUUGGACGAAGCCCUGAUCUCCUACAUCUUGUAUGGAGCCCUCUUGGGCCUCCAGCAUUUGCACAACCACCGAAUCAUCCACCGGGAUGUGAAGGGAAAUAACAUUCUUCUGACAACAGAAGGAGGAGUUAAGCUCGUUGACUUUGGUGUCUCAGCUCAACUCAGCAGCACGCGUCUCCGGAGGAAUACGUCAGUUGGUACCCCAUUCUGGAUGGCUCCUGAGGUCAUAGCUUGCGAGCAGCAGUAUGACUCUUCCUAUGACGCUCGAUGUGACGUCUGGUCCCUGGGGAUCACAGCUAUUGAACUGGGGGAUGGAGACCCUCCACUAUUUGACAUGCAUCCUGUAAAGACACUCUUCAAGAUCCCGAGAAAUCCUCCACCUACGUUACUGCAUCCGGACAAAUGGUGCAAAGAAUUCAAUGACUUCAUCUCACAGUGUCUCAUUAAAGAUUUUGAACAGCGGCCUUCCGUCACACAUCUCCUCAACCAUCCAUUUAUUGAGGGAGCUCACAGAAAGGUCUUGCUGCUGCAAAAACAGCUGGCCAAGGUGCUCCAGGACCAGAAGCAGCUCAAUCCCGCUGCUAAGACCAGGCACGAGAGGAUGCACACCAGAAGACCCUAUCGUGUGGAAGAUGCUGAAAAGUACUGCCUUGAGGAUGACUUGGUCAAUCUUGAGGUUCUGAAUGAGGAUACAAUUAUUCAUCAGUUGCAAAAACGUUAUAUAGACUCGCUGAUUUACACCUACGUUGGGGACAUUCUAAUUGCCUUGAACCCCUUCCAGAGCCUAAGCAUUUAUUCUCCACAGUUUUCCAGGCUUUAUCAUGGGGUGAAACGUGCUUCCAAUCCGCCCCACAUAUUUGCCUCGGCAGAUGCUGCUUACCAGUGCUUGGUGACUUUCAGCAAAGACCAGUGUAUUGUCAUCAGUGGAGAAAGUGGCUCGGGGAAGACAGAAAGCGCCCACCUGAUUGUUCAACAUCUAACUUUCUUGGGAAAGGCGGACAAUCAGACAUUGCGAGAGAAGAUUCUUCAAGUGAACUCUCUGGUUGAAGCCUUUGGGAACGCGUGCACUGCCAUCAAUGACAACUCCAGCCGGUUUGGGAAGUAUCUGGAAAUGAUGUUCACACCGACUGGAGCCGUGAUGGGGGCAAGAAUCUCUGAGUAUCUCCUGGAAAAGUCCAGAGUUAUAAAGCAGGCAGAGGGAGAGAAAAAUUUUCACAUAUUUUACUAUAUUUAUGCUGGUCUUUAUCACCAGAAGAAACUUUCAGAGUUGCGACUUCCUGAGGAAAAACCUCCUAAGUAUAUAGCUGAUGAAACGGGAAGAGUCAUGCAGGACAUAACUUCCAAGGAGUCUUACAGAAGACAGUUUGAAGCCAUUCAGCAUUGCUUCAGGAUUAUUGGGUUCACAGACAAGGAGGUGAACUCUGUGUACAGAAUUCUGGCUGGGAUUUUGAAUAUCGGGAACAUUGAGUUUGCAGCUAUUUCCUCUCAACACCAAACAGAUAAAAGUCAAGUGCCCAAUGCUGACGCUUUGGAGAAUGCUGCCUCAGUUCUCUGCAUCAGUCCCGAAGAGCUGCAGGAGGCCCUCACGUCCCACUGUGUGGUCACUCGAGGGGAGACCAUCGUCCGCGCCAACACGGUGGACAGGGCUGCGGAUGUCCGGGAUGCCAUGUCCAAAGCCCUGUAUGGGAGACUCUUCAGCUGGAUUGUCAAUCGCAUCAACACUCUCCUGCAGCCAGACAAAAACAUAUGUAGUGCAGACGAUGGAAUGAACGUGGGGAUCUUGGAUAUCUUUGGGUUUGAGAAUUUUCAGAGAAAUUCCUUUGAGCAGCUCUGCAUAAACAUCGCCAAUGAACAGAUCCAGUACUAUUUCAAUCAGCACGUGUUUGCCCUGGAGCAGAUGGAGUACCAGAAUGAGGGCAUUGAUGCCAUCCUUGUGGACUAUGAGGACAAUCGUCCGCUUCUGGACAUGUUCCUCCAGAAGCCCCUGGGCCUGCUUGCACUCUUAGAUGAGGAGAGUCGAUUUCCUCAGGCAACGGACCAGACCCUUGUUGAUAAAUUUGAAGACAAUCUGCGAUGCAAAUUCUUCUGGAGACCCAAAGGGGUGGAACUGUGCUUUGGCAUCCAGCACUACGCUGGAAAGGUGUUAUAUGAUGCCUCUGGAGUUCUUGAGAAAAACAGAGAUACGCUCCCUGCUGAUGUGGUUGUAAUCCUAAGAACAUCUGAAAACAAGCUUCUCCAACAACUUUUCUCAAUCCCUUUAACCAAAACAGGUAAUUUGGCCCAGACAAGAGCCAAGGUAACAGCAGCUUCAAGAUCUUUGCCUCCACAUUUCAGUGCUGGGAAAGCCAAGGUGGACACCCUUGAGGUGAUCCGGCAUCCAGAAGAAACCACCAACAUGAAGAGGCAAACCGUGGCGUCCUACUUCCGAUAUUCUCUGAUGGAUCUGCUCUCCAAAAUGGUGGUUGGACAGCCCCAUUUCGUGCGUUGCAUUAAACCCAAUGAUGAACGCAAGGCCUUGCAGUUCUCUGAAGAGAGGGUCCUGGCCCAGCUCCGCUCCACGGGGAUCCUGGAGACUGUCAGCAUCCGCAGGCAGGGCUAUUCCCACCGCAUCCUCUUCGAAGAGUUUGUGAAAAGAUAUUAUUACUUGGCAUUCAGAGCACAUCAAACACCUCCUGCCAGCAAAGAGAGCUGUGUCGCGAUCUUGGAAAAGUCCAGAUUAAAUCACUGGGUACUGGGGAAAACAAAGGUUUUUCUCAAAUAUUACCACAUAGAGCAAUUAAACUUGCUCCUUCGAGAAGUCAUAGGCAGAGUGGUUGUGCUGCAAGCAUACACCAAGGGGUGGCUCGGAGCCAGGAGAUACAAAAGAGUCAGAGAGAAGAGGCAAAAGGGUGCAGUUACCAUCCAGUCAGCUUGGAGAGGAUAUGAUGCUCGCAGGAAAUUUAAGGAAAUAAGCAACAGAAGGAGCGAGUCUGCUGUUUGCAUCCAUACAGGUAAUUAG